UCUCGAGCAAUUCGACUAUCCGACGAUCGACGAUCAAACUCACGAAAUGGCAAGUAAAGAAAUAGAAUUACUUGAGAAUGUUGAACUUCGAUUUGCCCUUGCCGAGACCGACGUUCAACUAGAGAAAACACUAAAUAUCUUUUUGAGUCCUGUCCUAUUGAAGUUAGCAAGCCCCCAUGAGGAAGUACGGAAAAAGGUUAUUGAUGUGCUAACACACAUUAAUAAACGAGUCCGACCAAAAAAUGAUAUCAAAUUGCCAUUGAUUCCACUGAUCGAUCUUGUUUGUACCGAAAAAGCUACAAAGUCUGCGUUUGUUAAGAAUUUUGCUAUCAUGUAUCUCGAGAUGGCCUACAAUCGACUGACGGAGGAGGAUAAAAUUACCCACUUGCCAUCCUUAAUUGAAAAUAUUUCAUCAAGGCCUCCUACGCAGAAACAAACAUUGGUACACAUAAUUCUUAUGUCCUUGCAAAAAUUUAAACCGAAAUUAGCAGAUUCUCCAUCAUCGCUAGAUCCUUAUAAUUUUAAAGUACGAUCUGAGGAUGGGAAAAUAUUGUUGGGUUCGUUUUUGGAUGUAAUGCUGUAUAAUCCACUAGCAUCGCAAACGCCUUUUGGUUUAAGUCAUAAAUUAGUAAAAUUUGUGACUAAUGAUGGCAAAGCUACAUGGGCUACAAAGUCUGCAGAUAUCAAAUUUAUCAAGAUGGGGAUUCUUCGAUUUAUAAAUUCUCCGGUGAUAUUUCCCGAUUCAUUGUCGGACGAUAUUCAUUUAGCCAGGUUCUUAAUAUUUUUAGUAGCCACCUGUGAUUCUUCUCACGAGGUAGUGGAUGGUGGCGAAGAUGGUCUUAAAAAAAUGAAAAAGCCAGACUUGGAAUCGAGAACAGUGGUGAAUAAAUUGUAUUCAUUAUAUCAAGGCAGUGGCUCAGGAUCAGAUCAGUCAGAUAAAAUUUUUCCAGCAUCCACGGCUCUUAAACUUAAAAUUAUGAAUUACCUUUGCAAAUCAGAGUUAGCAACAAACACUUUUCCGUCGAUGUUACAAGUCUCAUUUGAUUGUUUUUAUGCCACCCCUCCAAAUACAAAAUUACAGAAACAAGGAAUGAGUUUUGUUCAAUGGGCUGCUAGAAUGGCUAGUAUUUCAAAGUUAAAACCAAUUGCACCGGUGCUUUUGUCUGGUUUAUUGAAGUUCAUUAAUAAAGAUGAGGAAGUUUUAUAUGGCGACCACGAGACACUUCUUAGUUUUUCAUACAUAUCUAUCAGCUUACUGGCAAAACGCGUCCCCGAACUUUUCCGUACCGAUCUCUCUAUUCUUACAAAGUUCUUUACGGAUUUAUAUUCAAUAAACAAUAAUAAUAUAAGAAGUUCUAUCCAAGAGGCUUUAUCAAACAUGAUAGAAGCAUACCAAAUCCUUGAUGAGUGGGCAAGUGCGGAUGAUAUUAAAACCAUCGAAAAUAUUUUGGAAGAAAGCGUUAGCAAGUCGGUCCAUCAAUCUCGCUACUGCGCUGUAAAGUAUGCUGUUCGUCUUUUCCCAUUUUCUCACACUUUAUCACGAUAUAUUUGUCUACUUGCCUCAGCUGAUGAAAAGCUUGAAGUUUGUGAGAUGGCUUCUCGUGGGUUAUCAUUUCCAAAUUCACAAACUCCUAAAUUAUAUCUCGAGAAGCAAGGGGAAGUCGAAUUUCCCAAUUUCUCCAACAUGGUAAAUCUCAUACACGAAAAGUCCUUUAAGCGGGCAGACGAUAUGAGUCAUCAAAUCUAUAUCCAAGGAUAUCGAUCAGAAGUAUAUAUCAACAUCCUACGAUUCCUUAGGCAUCUAAUGAUAGUGAGUGCCGAUCCAACGGUGCCAGUUGACGAAUUAGGCUACGCGUUAGAAAGUGAAAGCAAGAUUUUUGAUUCGAAUAGCAGAAUAUUAGUAAAAAAUUGGAUAAAGGAACAAUGGGAGCUUGAUCAGAGAGAGUCGACCGAGGAAAUGGACAUAGAUGGGAGCAACGGAACAUUGCAUAUUUAUCUUGGAUUAUUAGAGCAAGGGCUAUCUCAAGGAAAAUUUGUCGACAAAACAUUGCAGUCCACUGCAUCUUCUUCUCUGUUGGAAAUUAUUUCCCUCGGUCCUUCAUCAUUGGCACGGUCAUACGAGAACAGGCUAAGCUGGCUCAAGUCUUUUAUGAGUGUGCAAAAAUUAGAAGUACGUAAUUCUAUGGCGCAUAUAUUAGGAAUCGUGAGCACAAGUGAAUUGAAGGAUGAUCCAAAGAGAUGUGCACUUGUUCAAGAAUUAAUCCAAGAGUUCAUCUCCAUUGGAAAAGAUCAAUCCAAGCGGACAUCCGUUGAUCAUCACGGAAGUAUUCUAGCACUAGGAUACAUCAUUGGUCGACUGAUUUAUCGAUAUCCUUCGAUCUAUGAUUCCCUUGUACCAGCCAGUAUUUUAGCAGAAGCCAUAAAGUUGAUUGCUGGAGAACUAGAUUCCUCAGAUACAUUGAGUACAAAUGGAGCCUCUAAAGCUUUAGGUGAAAUCGGACGAUACACCUCAAACUUUGCUAUUUUGCAAUCUUCUGAUUCUGAAGAGGGUGCAUCCGACGGUGAUAAGAAUAGCGACACGUUUUCUGCAAUUGUCGACAAAUUGAUUGGUUUGGUGAAGCAGACUAAAGAUACUCAGGAAACGAUUAUUCAGGCUUUGGGUCAUAUAGCUAUGG
This is a messenger RNA of Acaulospora morrowiae, 2675 nucleotides long. The record is from the annotation of a GenBank genome assembly. NCBI's taxonomy places the organism in Eukaryota, Fungi, Glomeromycota, Glomeromycetes, Diversisporales, Acaulosporaceae.